Messenger RNA from Trichogramma pretiosum, 1624 nucleotides. It is a transcript of the gene Ppcdc, whose product is annotated as phosphopantothenoylcysteine decarboxylase. The record is from RefSeq and is a predicted model, not a curated record. Bases 479 to 1552 code for a protein of 357 amino acids. Gene Ontology annotation, cellular component: phosphopantothenoylcysteine decarboxylase complex. Gene Ontology annotation, molecular function: FMN binding; phosphopantothenoylcysteine decarboxylase activity. Lineage: Eukaryota; Metazoa; Arthropoda; Insecta; Hymenoptera; Trichogrammatidae. The transcript has 2 exons. Gene Ontology annotation, biological process: coenzyme A biosynthetic process.
CACGUAGAACUUUUUUUGUAGAUUAUUAUACAUCAAUGAUCAGUUUCUAGUGCCCGCAAAAAAAACGUGAAAUGCAAUUUUAGUCGCUUUACGUAGAUCUCAGAAAAAAACGUGCAUUGUAAAGAAAAUAAUAAUAAUAAUAAAACGAGCAACUCGUUACAUAGUACCCAUCCCUCGCCUAUUAUAGAAGCUGCGAUGCUCAGUAGCGUCAGUUAUCGGAGAUAAGAAAUAAAAUAAAAAUAAAAAAUUACUUGUUACAUUUGCUUUUUGUAAAAGCUCUUAGAGAGCGCCGAAACGAACGAAAGCUUUGAAAAUUUUAUUACUAGUUGCCAUUGAUACAUACAUGAUUAUAUAAAAAAUUUACGGUGGUUACGUACAUACAUACACACACACGCGCACGCAUCGUGCGUAUAUAUUAUCAAUUAAUAAAUAACGCAUAAUAAAUCGUGUACACGAGCGCGCGCGCCGAAAGAACAAAAUGAGUAGCCACUAUCGUUACACGUCGCCGCGCCUGGAUCGCGAGCGCAACAACGAGCGCGAGAGGGAGCGCGAGCGCGAUCGCGCCAACUUCAUCGCCAGCAAGUGCAUGAGCUACUCGGAGACGAAGCUCCACUCGUCCGCCAGCUCGCGCUCCUGCUCGCCGCGCUAUCGCGACAGCAAUCGCCUGUACGAGUCCGCCUCGCCGCCGCUCCAGCUGCACUGCACGACGCCCCAGCCGAUACUGUGCAGCGAGCGCCUCCUGCUCCAGGACCAGCAGCAGCAGCAGCAUCAUCAUAGUCAUCAUCAGCCACAGUAUCAGUAUCAGCAUCAUCAAACGACGCAGCAUCAUCAUCAGCCUCAGAGUCGAUUGACGUCGUCGUCGUUGCAGCAUCAGAGCAGCGUCGAGCGCAGCAUGUCGCAGUAUCCGCUGUCGAGCAGCGUCGCCUCGCAGCAGCACCACUCAUCGGCGCCACCGAUCUCGAAGACGCGCCGCGUGCUGCUCGGCUGCACGGGCAGCGUGGCCACGAUCAAGCUGCCCCAGCUCGUCAAGGAGCUCGUCGGCUGGAACUGCGAGGUGCGCAUCGUCGUCACGGAGCGCGCCAAGCACUUCCUCAAGGAGAAGGAGCUGCCGCCGGGCUGCCAGGUGCUCUCCGACACCGUCGAGUGGGCCGCCUGGCAGGAUCGCGGCGACCCCGUGCUGCACAUCGAUCUGGCCAAGUGGGCCGACGUGUUCCUGAUAGCGCCCCUCGACGCCAACUCCAUGGGCAAGCUCGCCAGCGGCAUCUGCGAUAACCUGCUGACCUGCGUGGCUCGGGCCUGGGACACCAAGAAGCCGCUGCUCUUCUGCCCGGCCAUGAACACGAGGAUGUGGGAGCAUCCGGUCACGGCGCCACAGGUAUCGCUGCUGAAAUCUUGGGGUUAUAAGGAAGUGCCGUGUAUAUCCAAAACUCUAAUGUGCGGCGACACGGGCAUAGGCGGCAUGGCCGAGAUUGACACUAUCGUACAGGCGACGCUGCGCCAGCUGAGCCCGUGGGAUCCCUACUCGUCGACGGACUCGCAUCAUCAUCGUUAGAGAGAAAAAAAUUAUAAUAUAAAACCAUUAUACAUACUAUACAUAUUAUAUAUAUAAAUAUAUAAAUAUAUA